Messenger RNA from [Torrubiella] hemipterigena, 1985 nucleotides. NCBI's taxonomy places the organism in Eukaryota, Fungi, Ascomycota, Sordariomycetes, Hypocreales, Clavicipitaceae. The record is from the annotation of a GenBank genome assembly.
UCUUCCUCCAAUGUCAUAAACCUUCUUCCAAUUCCUCAAUCCUUCUUCGCCUCACCAUGGCAUCCUCCACAGCCAUCGACGCCCGGCCACCAUCAUCCCCCACACACAAACACAAUGCCAUCACCACUACAGAAGAACAACACCCGCUCCCAGAGCGUCCCGAAGACACUCUCCGCCGCGCCCUCUCCGCUCGCCAAGUCCAAAUGUUCUCGUUUGCCGGCGUCAUCGGCACCGGGCUCUUCAUCGGCACCGGCAAGGCCCUCGAGACAGGCGGCCCCGGCUCCCUGCUCGUCUGCUACACCGUCGUCGGCGCCAUUGUCUACCUCACCAUGCUCUCGCUCGGCGAAAUGGCCGCCUACAUGCCCAUCUCCGGCAGCUUCUGCACCUUCUCGAGCCGCUUCAUCGACGACGCCUUUGGCUUCACCAUGACGUGGAUCAGCUGGUUCGCCGCUCCCGUGUCCAUGGCUGCCGAUCUCGUUGCACUGCAGAUCCUCAUCAAGUACUGGACGCUCGACUUCCCCGGCUGGCCUGUCAGUCUUGCUGUCCUUGUGGCGCUUGUUGCGGCCAAUUUGAUCUCGGUCCGGCUGUACGGCGAGAUCGAGUACUGGCUUGGUCUGCUCAAGGUUGUCACGGUGGUUAUCUUCAUGAUUGUCGGCAUCGUUGUCAAUGCCGGCGCAAAUACUGACCAUCACUAUAUUGGCGGCGAGAACUGGCGUGUUCCGGGAGGACCGUUUGUCGGCGGCGCAGGUGGGCUUGCAUCGGUGUUUGUGUCGGCGUCGCUGGCGUAUAGCGGCACCGAGAGUAUUACGUUUACGGCGGGCGAGACGAAGAAUCCGACAAAGACGAUCCCACGGGCCAUUAAGAAUGUGUUUUGGCGCGUGCUGCUGUUCUAUGUCGUGUCAGUGUUGCUGAUUGGCCUCAAUAUAUCGUACCUGGACUCGCGGCUGCUCAACAAGGAAAAGAUCCUCCGCUCGCCGUUUACCAUUAUUCUCGAAAUGGCCGGUGCCCGCGCCGCAGGCAGCUUUAUCAACGCCGUCAUCUUCACCAGCGCCGUCUCGGCUGGCAACCACUCCAUCUACAUUGGCGGCCGACUGCUCUACACACUCGCCAUCAAGGGCGAGGCACCCUGCGUCUUUGCCAAGUUGACCAAGAAUAAAGUCCCGUGGGCGUCUCUUCUAGCAACGGCCUUUGUAUCAUGCCUCUGCUUUGCCUCUAGUUUUGUCGGAUCCGGCCAGCUCUGGAUCUGGCUACAAAAUCUUCUCGGAGUAUCAGGCCAGAUCAACUGGGUCGUCAUUGGCGUCUUGUCGAUCCGCUUCCGCGCCGCUCUCAAAGUGCAAAAGAAGACGCAUCUGUUGCCCUUCCGCAACUGGACGUACCCCGUCGGUCCGUGGAUCUGCGUGGUCCUCAACACUUUUAUUCUGCUGGUCCAGGGCUGGACAUGCUUCACGCCUAAAUUCGAUGCCGUCAACUUUGUCAGCUUCUACAUCCAGCUGCCUGUCAUGCUCCUGUUGUUUGUGAUUCGCAAGGUAUGGAAGAAGACCAGGGCAGCCAGGAUUUCCACCAUGGACCUUGACACAGACGCCAUGACUAUUUCGGAUGCGGAAGAAGAGAAUCCACCCAAGGAUAAAAUGGAGAGAAUGUUAAAUUGGUUCUUCUAAUGGCCAACCACGUACGUGGCCCGCUGCGCCCCUAAGCGCCCGCUUGUACCAGGCAGGGGCAGAUAGAUGUAGACCUGGGUGCGUUGCAUGUAUCCACGGAUUGCAACUGUAUCCAUGUGGCCUCUUUUUGAAAUAUAUUAGUCAAAUUUACAAUGCAGAUAGACUCGAAUACUGUAUUACACCAACCACUGAGAGCCUGUUGGGCUGGAAUGCAGUGGUUUUCUUUUGCCCGUCUUAUUUCCAGCUGUGGCGCUCAGCCAAUCACAUGCGUGACACGCUAAAUACUCAACUCAGUCCAGACCCAUUCCAGCCAAAAACUCCAUCAAC